Camellia sinensis is the source of this 876-nucleotide messenger RNA. The record is from RefSeq and is a predicted model, not a curated record. NCBI's taxonomy places the organism in Eukaryota, Viridiplantae, Streptophyta, Magnoliopsida, Ericales, Theaceae.
AUGGCAGGCCCUGGUAAAGUUAGAAGCACAGCAUCAUCUAAAGUUGGUUUACCUACUCAGCAAGCUCCAGCUAGAGUUGCUGCCCCUAUUGAACAUGCACCAGCAAACUUAACUCCAUCUGCUCAAAGUGUACCAUCUACAAAUGCUCGACAUAUCCAGGCUGCACCAUCUAUAAAUGCAACUACUACUCAGGCUGUACCAUCUACAAAUGCAACUACUACACAGGCUGCACCAUCUACAAAUGAAGGUACUACCCAGGCUGCACCAUCUACACUUACUUUGCGUACCCGUUCUACACAGGGAAGGGGUCAGACUCGAGGGAAGAGCAUAGCGCAUCUCAUAGCUAAAAAUGGUGGCAAAAAACUUCCUGUUUGGGUCCCUGCAGAUGCCAAGGUACCAGUAGGGCCUUAUGCCACUCCAUUUGCAAAUGAAGUUGGGUUGCAAAUAAGGAUGGCUGCACCUAUAAUUGGCAUGAGUAAGUGGGAUAAGAUUGACAAGAUUCAUAAAGCCCCAAUCAUUCAGGCAGUUCGGGAUAAAUUUGAGAUUGUUGAUUAUGAUGAGGAUAAAGAGGUUCGGAAAGCAAUCGACAAGAAGUGUAAAACCCUUUACAAAAGUUGGCGUAACAAGAUGAAGACGCAUUACUCAAAGUUGGUAGAAGCUGGUGUUGACCCUUACACUAAGCCAUACAAAGGGGUUGACCAUGAGGCUUGGGUAUACAUGAUUAAUCAUGUAUGGCUUAAUAGCGAUCAUCAGGAAUUGGCUGAAAAAGGGAGGAAUAGUCGAUCGAAAUUACCAUAUAAUCAUACAAUGGGCUCUAAGUCAUUUCAAGCUGCAAUGUAUAAAGAGGUGAUACAUUUAAUAUAUUUGAAAGUGUGA